AUGCCCCCGCGUCGAUCCCACAAGAAGUCGCGUGCCGGAUGUAGACGGUGCAAGACGCGCAAGAUCAAGUGCGAUGAAGUCCACCCUCGGUGCGGCAAUUGCCUGAAACACGGCGUGGCCUGCGACUUUGAGCACCCGGAGCUCGCCGACGAGCUGCAGUCUCUCCUGUCGGCAGACACGCCCAAGUCCGAGACGCCGGCCGCCACCCCCGCCGUCACGGUGUCGACCCCCUUUGACUUCAACUCGCCGCUGCCGGCCAAUUCCUCCGCGUCCGACUCCCCAGGCCGCGUUGCUCUCAUCACUCCUUUGUAUACGCAACCUCACAACCCGCCCGUCUCCUCGACGACGCCUGCCACCUCGAGACUGCUCGAGCUGAGGCUUCUCCACCAGUACUCGACCAACACCUGCCACACGCUGUCGUUCAGCAGCGCGGCUACCGACAAGGUCUGGAGGGACACGGUCCCGAAUAUCGCAUUCUCCGGUUCCGACCACCUGGCCGAUGCUGUCCUGGCCGUUGCGGCCCUGCACCUGCGCAGUCUCCAGCCCAACGACCGGGAACUGAUCCGUGCCUCCCACGGGUACAUGGCGUCAUCGCUCCGAGCGUACAGCGAGACGCUCACCAAGGGCAUCCAGUCCACCGCCAACGCCGAGGCUCUCUUCCUCACCUCGACCUUCAUCGCCUUCCAGUCCACGGCCACGCGCAUAUUCAGCAAGGACGAGCUGAGCCUCAACACGGGCGCCGUCAAUGGCUUCGCCAAGACCGGCGGCCCCCCCGGCGGCUACGCCAUCCCCCUCUCCUGGUUCCACGCCUUCCAGGGCGUCAAAGCCAUCACCGCCGCCUCGUGGCCCUGGCUGCGGCAGAGCCGCGUCGUCAUCCCCAUCAUCGAGUCGCAGCCCGUGCUGCAGCUCGACUUCAGCAACAGCGGGCAGCAGUUCUUCGACCACCUGCUGGACGGCCUCGACGAGGAGCUCGCCGAGCUCCCCGACGACGACAGGCAAGAGGCCGCCGCGCCCCACAGCGCCCAGACGGGCGCGUUCAGCGGCGGCAUCCGCCCGACGCCGGGGCAGACGCUGGCCGCGAGCACGAGGCAGGCGUACGAGCACGCCGUGGCCGUGCUCAACUGGGCGCACAAGAUCCCGCACAAGGGCGCGCCGCUGGCCUUCCCCGCGACCGUGUCGCGGCGCUACGUCGAGCUGCUCGAGGAGCGCAAGCCGCGCGCGCUGGCCGUCCUGGCCUGCUUCUUCGCGCUGCUCAAGUCGGUCGACAGCGCGUGGUGGCUGCAGGGCAUGUCGCGGCGCGAGGUGCUCGGCGUCGCCUCGCUCUUCAGCUCCGACUACUUCGGCCUCGAGGUCGAGCGCCGGUGGUGGCCGCACCUCGAGUGGGCCGUGCGCGUGGCGCUCUACGACGACUCGGCCAACCCGGGCUUCGUGCCCCCCGAGAUCUGGGGCACCAAGUGGAUGAACGACGAGUCGGUGAUGGCGGCGCGCGGGUCCGAGAGCUUCGUGAGCCACAUCGACAUGCUGAGCCAGCUGGUGGGUGCUGUUGACUGA
Molecule: messenger RNA, 1551 nt
Organism: Thyridium curvatum
Lineage: Eukaryota; Fungi; Ascomycota; Sordariomycetes; Thyridiales; Thyridiaceae
Exons: 2
Coding region: 1-1551 (516 amino acids)
Biological process (GO): regulation of transcription by RNA polymerase II
Molecular function (GO): zinc ion binding; DNA-binding transcription factor activity, RNA polymerase II-specific
Source: RefSeq, a predicted model, not a curated record